Molecule: messenger RNA, 2752 nt
Organism: Falco peregrinus (peregrine falcon)
Lineage: Eukaryota; Metazoa; Chordata; Aves; Falconiformes; Falconidae
Gene: BDKRB1
Product: bradykinin receptor B1
Exons: 2
Coding region: 828-1913 (361 amino acids)
Biological process (GO): G protein-coupled receptor signaling pathway; response to mechanical stimulus; inflammatory response
Cellular component (GO): membrane
Molecular function (GO): bradykinin receptor activity
Source: RefSeq, a predicted model, not a curated record
UAAAGCUGUACAUAUAUGUAAAAGAGCUAAACGAUAGUUCUAAAUGCUUUCUUCAGAAACUCCAUCCUUAGCUAUCCCCUUGGUGUAGAAAUACAGAAGCUGAAAGAGCAGAGUAAAACAGCUGUAGAAGAAAGUUAACAUUCAGGGUGGCUGACUGCAAAACACUGAUUUUUUAAAAAAUAUAUUCUUUUUUAUGAUUGACACGCUCCGCUUGGAUAUGAAAUACUGAAAUGUUAGAUGUCACCACAGGCUCAGUAAUGCCUUGCCUACCAUAAUGAUUCUGAGACUGAAUACCUGUAAAAAACCAAGAUCCAGGCACUAUGGUCAAGCAUGACAACACGAGGAGAAUAAAGUCACCACAGGAGGCAGCUCACAACCCAGUGGAUUUUCAUGGGAGGAUAAUGUUUUAUCUGUGCUCUCAUUCCUGCAGUGUCUCGCACAGAGUUACCAGAGAGAAAUAAAUGUAUUGCCAAUGCUAUACGUGCCUAAACGUUUUGGACGCUGGGGCUGCCUCUCUGCAGCUGAACUCAGCUGAAAUUUUUGAACUGGAGGAGAGUGCUGUGAAUUUGCAGCUGCAGAGGCCUUCCCUCCAGGCAAGAUCUUGAGCAUAAGACUUUGGAUGAGUCAGUGUUUUAUUAUUACAACCGCUGACAUUUAAGGGCAAUAAGCUGUCUAAUCUAACGGUGAUUUUGAACCCUAAGUUCAGGACGGGAGGAACUGAGAGGGAACAAAAGAAUGCAAAGUUAAGCAAACAAGUGAUGCACACAGAGGCCCCUUUCUCUCAUUUCAAAGACGUCUCCUGUUCACUACUUCAGAAUUUUUAAAAAAUGACUGAAACUCCUCUACUGAAUGUUCUCUCCUCAAACCGGAGUGAAAACAAGAGCAAUGAAACUAUUUGCCCGGACUUGGAGGAAUGGUGGGAAAUUGUGUACUAUAUAGUACCCAAUUAUAUCAACAUCAUCUGCCUUAUUGGAAUGCUUGGAAAUUUGUUUGUUCUCUUCACAUACUUACUGCACAAGGGGUCCCUGAAGACAGCUGAAAUCUACCUUACGAACUUAGCUGUUGCUGAUCUUAUCUUCCUCACAUGCCUUCCUUUCUGGGCAGAGAACAUCAGGAAUGAAUUUGACUGGCCAUUUGGCAAGUUCCUUUGUCGCAGCACCAGCAUGUCCAUCACCCUAAACAUGUACACCAGCAUCUAUUUGCUAGUGGCAGUCAGCGUGGAUCGCCAUUUGAGUUUUGUUCAUACCUUGAACCACAGAGGGAUACGGAGGAAAGCUAUGGCCAAAGGGAUCUGCUUGCUCACCUGGUUCUUCAGCAUCCUUCUCAGCAUCCCAACCUUUAUGUUUCGGACUGUGAAAUACUUUCCUCUGUGGAAUAUUUCAGCAUGCACUUUAGACUUCCCCACCCCAAUGUGGAUAACAGCUGAAAACCUGGUAUUCAACUUAGUGGGGUUUGGGUUGCCAUCUACAGCAAUCAUCUUCCUUAAUUUGUCUACCUUUCGCUCCCUACAAAAAAAAGCAAGAGAAGGAAGAGCACUCAGAACAAAGAGUUGCAAGGAGCACAAAGGCACAAAGGCCACCAGGUUGAUCUUCACAGUGGUACUGAUGUUUCUCUUGUGUUGGACUCCUUACCAUUUUUUUGUAUUCCUUGAUACAUUAUACCAGACAGAAGUGAUCAAAGGCUGCUUCUGGGGGGAACUAGUCAACUUUGGUGAGCAGUUCAGUUAUACUCUGGCUACCACCAGCAGUUGCAUUAACCCUGUGAUUUAUGUCUUUGUUGGGAAAUACUUCAGGCAAAAGGCUUUAGAAGUUUUUUCACAGUUUAUUCCCUGUGGAUUUCCUUUGAGCUGGGUAUCGUUCAAAGAAAAGUCUUCAUAUUUCAACAUGUUUCCAAUUAGAAGUAGUUUAACCUGAUUGUUCUAGGUCCCAUCUUCAUUUUGAUAUUACAACUUAAUUCAAAUGGCAUUAAAAAUGAAUAUGAAUUGCACUGAUCUAGCAUUCACAGACUAAGCAAAUUAUUUAUUCAAGUAAAUCACUUGACUGCUUAUUUGUCCUCAGGUUUGCUUUUCUUUGUGUUACCCAUCCAAACACCUAACGUGAUAUCAGAAUUUUAUACCAAAUUAUUUAACCUGUCUUAACAAUUGUCAGUGACUUGAAGGAAACCUCUUUGACAAGAUACCAGAAGUCUGGUUUCUUUACAGAAAGCCAUAAGCUGGAGGAACAUUCUACUGCAUUAUACCUGUGAUGACAACUACUAUACCACCAAUAACACUAUACAUAAAAUUAAAAUGUGUAUUACAGAGCAAAUAUGAGUAUAAUCUUCAGGUGAUAGCUGCAUUUGAGCAAUUAUAGAAUACCUCCGGUUAUUUUUAACAAUAUUUUAAAUGUUUUGCAUUUUCACAGUAACAUAUGGAAACUCUGAAUAUUUUUUGUGCACUUCAAAUAUAUUCAGGGCAUUAAUAUUGUACAAAACAAUGUACCAUAAAGAAAGUGUACAUAAGUUGUAAAAAAAGUGAAGCAACCUGGCACCCUCCACAAAAUCUGACUUUUUUUUUGUCCAGUAAAAUGUUACACAAUUAUUUCUCAAGUACGUAAAGAUUCUUUUUAUUUUUUUAUAUAUGAAAAUAUCAGUGAUGGCCAUUGAGACUCUAUUAUCUUGGAAUGUCUUUCAUCUGAAGCUAAUCCUUAGAUACAUAUUUAUAUUUUUAUGAAUCAAAACUAAUAAAGUGCAGAGAGUGUCCCAUUUUACACCA